Neltuma alba is the source of this 2308-nucleotide messenger RNA. RefSeq names its product LEAF RUST 10 DISEASE-RESISTANCE LOCUS RECEPTOR-LIKE PROTEIN KINASE-like 1.2. The record is from RefSeq and is a predicted model, not a curated record. Bases 64 to 2151 code for a protein of 695 amino acids. The transcript has 4 exons. Gene Ontology annotation, molecular function: ATP binding; polysaccharide binding; protein kinase activity. Lineage: Eukaryota; Viridiplantae; Streptophyta; Magnoliopsida; Fabales; Fabaceae. Gene Ontology annotation, biological process: protein phosphorylation.
UCCGCUCUCCCUCGCCUUUCCAUAUCUAUCGCCAUAUCCACACUCUGACAUGACACAGCCCAAAUGAUCCAAAACCGCCACCUCUUCCCAUCUUCUUCCUCCUCCUUCUUCAUCAUCGUCUUCCUCUGUUCGCUGGCCAGAUUCACCUCGUGUUCAUCUCUGAACCCAAAGUUCGAAGCUUGUCAGCCCGCAACCUGCGGCAACCAAACCAUAACCUACCCUUUUUACAUCGAAGGCCGACAACAACCCUUCUGUGGCUACCCAGGUUUCGGCCUUUCUUGUUCCGAUAAUGCGUUCCCAAUCCUCAAUAUCUCCCAUACCCGCUACAUCAUCCAUGAAAUUUCUUACAUCACGCACUCAAUUCGAGUGUCCGAAGCUGCUUUGUCUACAUCAAACUCCACAUCAUCAGCAUCAUCCUGUGCGAUUCCUCGUACUCACAACAUCACUAUCGAGGGGACAAGAUUCAGUUACGCUCCGAACCAGAGGAACCUGUUCUUGUUGUUCGGAUGCAAUCUGGGGUUGCUGCCGGACAAUCUUCUGAAUUACAGAAUUGGGUGUUCUGCAGACAACGAAACGAAUCCAGUUUUGGCCAUGACGGAGGGGAAGGGUGGAGAUUUGAGGUCUGCGACGGAGAAGUGUAAUAAUACGGUGGUGAGGACGAAGAUUAGUGAGAAUCAAACGAGAGGAGAGAUUAACAUGGAUGUGGUGAGAAGAGGUUUUGUGUUGAAUUGGUUAGUGGCGAAUUGCAGUUUGUGUUCGAAGACGAGAGGCAAGUGUGGGUUCGACUUCAGCAAAAAUGUUUACAGUUUCAGAUGCUAUUGCCCAGAUAGAGAUCAUGCCGUCAGAUGCGAUACCGUUCCUGCUGCAGAGGAUAGGAGCAGGGUUCUGAAGCUGGGACUAGGAAUAGGAUUAGGCAUUGGGCUUCCGGUCAUUCUGAUGACUGUGUGGCUCAUUGGACGAUGGUGUUACAGGCGAAAACAUGGUUCUGAUGAUGAUUAUCAAUUCGAACCCAGAAACUCUUUUUCUGCUGAUUAUUCAAACUCAGACCCAGAAAAUGGCAAUAUCUACUUGGGAGUUCCACUUUUCUCUUGCAAACAGCUUCAAGAAGCAACAAACAACUUCGACCAAGCAAGAGUACUAGGAGAUGGCGGCUUUGGAAUUGUUUACUAUGGAAAACUCAGUGAUGGACGAGAAGUUGCUGUGAAACGUUUAUAUGAACACAAUUACAGACGAGUAGAACAGUUCAGAAAUGAAGUGAAGAUCCUAGCACGCUUACGCCACAAAAAUCUUGUGUCUUUAUAUGGCUGCACUUCACGGCGUAGCCAAGACCUCGUCCUUGUCUACGAAUACAUCUCAAAUGGCACUGUCGCUAGUCAUCUUGAAGGUGACUUAUCGAACUGUACAUCACUCUCAUGGCCUAUUCGAAUCAAAAUCGCCAUAGAAACUGCAAGUGCUUUGGUCUACCUUCAUGCUUCAGACAUCAUCCAUCGUGAUGUCAAAACCAGCAACAUCCUCUUAGACAGCAAUUUUAACGUUAAAGUUGCUGACUUUGGACUGUCUAGAUUGUUCCCCAAUGAUGUGUCGCAUGUUUCCACAGCCCCACAAGGAACUCCAGGAUAUGUUGACCCAGAAUACUACCAAUGUUACCAGCUUACUAGUAAGAGUGAUGUGUAUAGCUUUGGGGUUGUGCUUAUUGAGUUGAUUUCUUCUAAACCUGCGGUGGAUAUAAGCAGAAGUAAGGAUGAAGUGAACUUGUCGAGUUUGGCGAUGAAGAAGAUUCAGGAGAGUGCGUUUGUGGAGCUGGUGGAUCCAAGUUUGGGGUUUGAGGAUGAUAGUGAAGUGAAGAGGAUGGUGGUUUCUGUGGGGGAAUUGGCGUUUCAGUGUUUGCAGAGAGAUAAAGAUUUGAGGCCUUCCAUGGAAGAGGUUUUGGAAGCGCUCAAGAGGAUUCAGAGUGGGAAAGGUGAGGUUGAGAAUCUUGAAGAUGGCGGUAAUGUGAAUCCAUUGGCACCGCCGCCGCCAUCGCCGCCGUCAGUGUCACCGGAGAAGGAAGAAGUUGGCUUAUUAAAGAAGGUGAACCCACCUCCUUCUUCGCCCAAUACUGUGACUGAAAAGUGGACGAGUGAAUCUACCACCCCUAAUGCGAGUGCUUGAUUCAUGUUGAUGUUUCAGGAGAAAAAAUGUAGAUGAGACAAAUUGGGUUAUCAAUUCCUGAUCCAUCCUUCUAUUUUUUCAAAGGAUGAUAAUAUCACAGUCGUCAUCAUAUACUCAUAGUUGAGGCUUGAGGGAAAAUGCAUGCACAGUUGAAUUA